Molecule: messenger RNA, 3138 nt
Organism: Saprolegnia diclina VS20
Lineage: Eukaryota; Oomycota; Saprolegniomycetes; Saprolegniales; Saprolegniaceae
Exons: 13
Coding region: 44-3088 (1014 amino acids)
Source: RefSeq, a predicted model, not a curated record
CUCGUAACCGGCUCGAGCGUAUCUUACACGAUCGGCGGCGGCGAUGCACCCGGACCUGGAGGCGCACCUCGUCGAGCUCAAGACGCGCCAGCGCAACAUGGUCGCGCGCCGCAUUGCCCUCGAGAAGAAGCAGCAGAUGCGCGACGCGACGAUGGCCGAGUUUAGUGCUGCCUACACGGACAUGCUCAAGCGCAAGCAGCGCCAGAUCCAGCAGCAUCAAGUGAUCGCCAAGAAGCGGAACCACGAGUUCCUCGACAGUCUCCGUGAGUACCAGCGGUCGGUCGCCGAGAGUCGCCCUACACCGGGUGCGAUCGCGCUCGAGAAGGCCAAGGUCGCGUUCGUCGACAAGGUCACCGAGGUCUAUCCCGCGUGGCAGGAGGAGCUGCAGCGCCUCAAGAUGCAGCGCUUGCGCCAGCUCGAGCAGGAGAAACACGAGAUCGAGUACCGCCGGCUGGUCGCCCAACAGAGCUUUGAGAAGGAGCAGGGACUCGAAGCGCUCUUGCGGCAGACCGUCCACGAAAUCAACUUGGCAACGAGCGUCGAGCGCAACGAGACGUACGAGCGGCAGCUGUAUCGACAGCAAAAGCUCAAGGAGGCCAUGGACCUCGAGCAAGCCAUCCGCGAGAGAGCCGAGGACGAGCGCCGGCGCAUGGAAGACGAUCAUUUCAGAACGCUCCUCUCCCCGCAGGCAGAUUACGAGCACCUCGCGACCAAGUACACGGCCGCCAAGGCGCCGCUACCAGUGCUACCAGAGCCCGAUCUCUUUGCCUCAAUUCGCCCGCCAGCGCCUCUCGAGGUGCCACCGCCGUCGUUGGCGAGUUCCCCAGUUCUCUCCGACCCCGUGGCUGCUCGACCGACGCUGGUCGAGCCAUCUGCGGCUCUUCUUCCGCCAUUGCAACACCAUAUUGCAAUCGCAGCUUCCCGUCCAGAAGAAGCCGCCCCGCUUGUCGAGCGCCCGUCCCUCGUCGUCGACGAGCCAGCACAAAGUGACACGGACGAUCCGAUUUUGAACGACUUCUACCGCAUGACGCCUGCGGUCGCGUCGCCAAGUGAGCCUGCACCAGCACAAGUGCUUGCAAACUCCGAGAUGCUGGCGACCAAACCACCGAGUCCAGCGCCUGCCGUCCCAGCCAUGGCUUUAGUGGCACCCGUUGUGACAGCGCAUCAACCAACUCAAGUACCUGAAGCGCCGACUGUAUCAAUACCUGUGGACCCACCGGCAUGGACACCGUCGAUCGUUGUUGCGGCUGUACCGGAGCCAACGGAAACUGUCGUGGCGUCGCUGCCACAGGAAGCACCAACGAUGCCCGUGCCACUGACAAUUACGAUGCCACUGGCAAACGAAGACGAGGUGCCACGUCCGCGGACAGCGAGCCCAGCAUCUGUGACGCCCCCGUCACUCCCUGCCACCGAGACGCCCGAUGCAACGCUCGCGACAGUCCUCUGCGCUGUGGAUCAAAUCAAGAAGCCCAAGACGCCGUCCCCACAGCACUCGCCACAGUCUCGGCUCAGUGUCUUUUCGGACGCUGGACUCGAGUCGGUAGACCUUGGCGACGCGCCCGUCGUCACGAGCCACCGACAGUCGUCCCCGACACUGCGCGCCUUCAGUCCCGUCAUCGAUGUGCUCUCGCUGCCGGUGCCAGACGUUGUCGAAACACUGCCAGCACUCGAACCAACUGCCGUCGUUCCGAAUGCCGAGGCUCUACCUCCGGCGCUGCCAAGUACCGAGCAAGCCCCGAGCCCCGUACCAACUCCAGAGACACCAACUGCCGCUAAUGACGCCGUGGAAGACGCCACGACACCACCCAAGCCAAGUGAAGGCCUCGAGGCGGCGCCUGUCGUCGUGCCAACUGUCACCGACGAGCAUCCGAGCGAGCCAUCUCCUGUGCACGAAACAAGUGCCAAGGCGAAGCAACGCUCACCGCUCCAUCUCGAGCUCGACGACGAAGCUAGCAUGGACGAUCCACCCAUCGAGUCACCUGUCCCAGCGCGAACAUCAGCAUUUCCAGCCGCCGAGUCGCCGGUACCCGCGCGGACGUCGGCCUUUCCAGCUGCCGACUCUCCAGAGCCGGUACCAGCUUCCGGGUUUCGUUCUGCCGACGAUGGAAGCGUCGAUGAGUUUGAGUUUGAGGCGCCAUCCCCGUCCAAGCAAAUGGGUACGGCGACGGCCAAGCUGAGUGACGCCGAGCGGCUCUCGCUCCUCACACAGCUGCUGGAUCGGCUCGAGACAAGCGCUCGAAGUGGCGAGACACACUUUACGUCAAGCCCCGACGCGAUUGGCCUCCAGUCCAAGCUAGAUCUUGUCAAAAUGGCAACGACCGGGCGCAAGAUUAGCAUUUUUGGGGCCGACGUGUGUUAUGCGCUCCUCCUUGAAGCACUGCAGGACAUUGGCCCAUACCUCUUUACUGAAGACCUUAUGGUCGGUAAAAUGACGCUUCAGCGACUCACCAAGGCGUACCAGCCCAACCGCAACAAGGAAAAAGACUAUUGGCGCCUCUUCAACGCGGUCUUGAGCCUCCUCGUGACCGAGCACGUCCUCCCCCCUCUCGACGCCGCCCAGGUCUUCUCGACUGCGUUCCUGACGCAGUUACAAAAGGACGACCGUACGGCCCGCAAGCUGCGGGAACUGUUGCUCUCCCUUUGCCCCGAGCCACAAGCAAAGACUACCGACGCCAAGUCCGAUACGAAGCCGAACGAAGUGCCUUCUACCGAGCCAGCAGCGAUGGACGCACCACCCAAGUCGACGCCGGCAGCGGCACCCGUCGUUGGAGCCCCAGCGGUGCUCGGCCUCGCUUUUAUGCGGCAAAGCUCACAGACCUCGUCGGGCCGAGAGCCCGUCUUUGGCCGCGCCAAGGCGUCCCCUAUCAAAGGCGCAAGUCUCGGUCAGCGGGUGCUCCGAGGCGCCAGCUUGCGCGACUACUCGGACUUUGAGGUCGACGACGAUGAGAUGGAGAUUGGUUCGAUGGCACCCACUUUGGCCAGUCGGUCCUCGGGACCCAAGCCUGUCCUGGGGAAGCAGCCGUCCGCAAGACUCUCCGUCUCGAAACCUGCCGCGUCACAAGACGAUGAUUUUGAUGAAAACUUCUAGUCGCGCUUUGUACUACAUAAGGAAAACGCAGUCAUUCGCGUGGUCGUACA